AUGGCGAGAUGCACCUCGCGUAUCGUUCUGUUGAUAUACUUCGUAUUUUUGUACUUUGCAUUUGGAAAUGAAGAAUGUGAUUUAUAUUUCAAGAAUCUCACUAAUGCCCUAGCCGCCACAUACCUAUGCUUUGGGGAAUUUGGUCAACCAGUGUCUAUAUGUAGUCGAUGUAUUUGCAAUAUUGCGACAUUGGAACUUAUAUUAAGCGACUCGGUAUCGAAAAACCAGUUUGGAGUACCUUGCAGAUCUUCAAUCGAACGAGAAGCCUUGCUUGAGCCAUGGGCUCGGACCAUAUCACCCAUACAGAAAAUCUGGCUGAAUGCUCACUGUGACCAGUGUUUAAUUGGUCCGAAUUUUACGGGCAGCCAUUCUUUACUUCCGGGUUAUGGUACUGAUAACAACCUACCAAACUACAAUUUAUCAGCAUACAACAACGCCACAAGAAACUUCUUCGAUCAACUUGCAACACUCUCAGAAUGCAUUUCUGCUCACGUCUUAAACAGCAAUGUCUCCUUUCUCGAUCAAGUCAAUUUUCCAACUGAAUCAUCGAUUCAAUUGAAUAAAAAUGUGUGCCUAAACUGUCAUCGGAAAUAUGCUCGUCUUUAUGAGGUUUACGAAUCUUGGGUGCGUGAAACAAUGGACCAGGAACACGACAAAUGGUACCAUCCGCGAGGGACCUCCCCACUCAACUACCGCCGAUUGUGCAUCGAUGUCGUAGACGCGCUAAACCGCACGCAAUUCGUGUGGCUCGGUAUCCUCGAUUGCUCUACCCGGUCGGUCACGAGACCAGUGGUCGCUUUAUUGCCGCUAAUCACUUGCACCAUCCUCGGAGUGGUAUUUCACGCUGCUAUGCUCUGCGUCUUUCACCAACCCAGUCGUGUGAUUGUCUACAUGCAGUCGAGAGUUGAAGCAGUCACCGACUCCACAGAGAGAACACCAAUCGCUGAUGAACCCAAUAGCAGAGAAACCCACCACUCCACUCUCUUUCGCAAGACCAGCUUUGCCCCGGUCACUAGGAUUUUCCCCUUUGACCCCCCAAACACAGGAGAUCCCAACACCGGUGACUCGUAA
Molecule: messenger RNA, 1071 nt
Organism: Echinococcus granulosus
Lineage: Eukaryota; Metazoa; Platyhelminthes; Cestoda; Cyclophyllidea; Taeniidae
Exons: 2
Coding region: 1-1071 (356 amino acids)
Cellular component (GO): cytosol
Source: RefSeq, a predicted model, not a curated record